Messenger RNA from Neodiprion virginianus, 859 nucleotides. Its product is annotated as RNA-binding protein 7. Gene Ontology annotation, biological process: regulation of alternative mRNA splicing, via spliceosome. Bases 124 to 723 code for a protein of 199 amino acids. The record is from RefSeq and is a predicted model, not a curated record. The transcript has 2 exons. Gene Ontology annotation, cellular component: nucleus. Gene Ontology annotation, molecular function: single-stranded RNA binding. Lineage: Eukaryota; Metazoa; Arthropoda; Insecta; Hymenoptera; Diprionidae.
ACGUCGUACGCCAUUUUUUGUGUAUACUAAUGCUGUCAUUUGAUCAAUAUUAUUUUCGACAAAUCGCAUCAAUAAUUUCUUACGAAAUUCGAGAAUAGUAUAGGAGGUGAAUUCCCUGUCAUAAUGGAUGAGGACCAACGCACUGUUUGGUGCGGUAAUUUAAGCGAUAAAGUUACCGAAGACAUACUUUACGAGUUAUUCCUGCAAGGUGGGCCAGUUCAGAGGGUUUCGAUACCUAAGGACAAAGACGGAAAACAACGAACUUACGGUUUUAUCACAUUUAAACAUGCUGUUUCUGUACCAUAUGUACUUGACCUAUUUGAAGGCACAGCUCUGUUUGACAGAACACUGAGUAUGAAAACUCGAAACAAUAUAGAAAUACCGGUACAAUCACACCCUAACAGCGGAUUGAGGAAACAGGAAGUCAGCCAAGACUUGCACAAUGUGUUUCAACUGCAGAACAAAAUGAUAAUUGGUAACUUGAUGCACGGACUGUGCGUUGGGCCAGAAAUGCUCAUGUAUCAGAGUCAAUUAAAUCCUUGGGCAUAUCCAGAAAAUCGAUCCCAACAGACGUUGCAUCCUUAUCAGCAGUGCGAACGCAGUAGAGAACAUAACGGUUACAAAAUUAGACAUGAUCGCAGGGAAAGACAUUCGUCACAUCGGUCCAAUGAUUACUCGCGAAAUUCUGAUCACAGAAAUAGUAGACGGCACUAUCGGAAAUAAUAACAUAAACUCUCGGUCCAAAUGUGUGAUCUAAAUCUACAGAUAUAUCUAUGCUUAGUUUUGUAAUGUAUGUAUUUUAAAAAGAAUGGCAUUCAUGAUAUGAAUGCUACAAAUACAAUUUCUCGAUUUUUAAUAA